GACAGUUGAGAUGUCAACUGCUCUAUCGACGAGAAUACCCGAUCGCACAGCCAUCAACUCUGGUCCUCAAAGUGUCGUGUGUGAGAAGGCCAAGCUUAGGCUGCGCAAGCACGGAGUUACGUACGUUUGGGAUGUCGGUGGCGUCGGGCUCAGAACUUUUAUGGUGCGUUUGAUGUUUGCGAAGCGGGCGGCGGAGCGGUGGAAGCUACGUUACGGUGCUCACGAGGGCGGGAAACACUGUUUGCUGUUUGGCUUUCGUACACCUUAGUACAACUCCGGACAAAAGGCUGCAGCUGCGCCCGUGUUGUCCUUGUCGUCUAUGCAUUAGCCUCCAUGUCGAGACAACAAUGAGCUCCCACGCUCUGCCCAAAAGAACAAAAAAGCUCCAUUUUUUCCGAGCUCAGAGGCGCCAGCGGAGGCUUGGGACCUCGAGAGAGAGUUUGGAGGCAAGGAGGAAGGAAGAGGAAAAGCCAAAUUCUUCUCUCGGCCUUUCCCUCCGAUGGGCACCGGCGUCUUUGCCUUCUCCUUGAUCAUUUCUCUGCUGCUGAGGUGCUUGGCCUCGCAGCAUCCGAACAACACGGAUGCCUUCUUCGUCUCUGAUUUCUUCCGGAAGAUGAAGGUGGCGCCUUCCUCUGCCGAAGGCAGUUCUUCCCGAGUCUGUUCAUGGCGAGGCGUCUCCUGCGACGGCCAGGAGAGGGUCGUCAGCUUGGUGGCUUCCGGCUUCGGCUUCUCCGGUCCUAUCCCUGAAUCCACCAUCGGUAAGCUCAGCGAGCUCCGGGUCUUGGAUCUCAGCCACAACAACAUCACCGGGCUGUCUUUGGACUUCGCGGAACCGGGUAGCUCGCUCAGGAGCCUCAACCUCUCCUGGAACAAGAUCACGGGGCCGCUUCCGAGCAACCUCGGCAACUUCAAGCUCAUGGAAAGCCUCGACCUCUCGCACAACUGGUUCACCCGCGAGAUCCCGUCGCAGGUGGGCUCGCUGUCGAGCUUGGUGGUCCUCAAUCUCAGCAGAAACUUAUUGGAGGCGAGCAUUCCCGUUGCGAUUCUUGGAUGCACCUCUCUGGUCGCGAUCGAUCUUUCUCACAAUCGAUUAAGCGGGAGUUUGCCUGGUGGAUUUGGUGUUGCCUUCAAGAACCUAAGCACUCUGGAUCUUUCCGAAAACGAGAUAAGUGGGAAGAUGCCGGAUUUAUCCGGGUUGGAUUCGAUCACCUAUCUCAAUCUUUCGGGCAAUCUUUUGCAAGAACUGGCCCUCGGGGUGUUCCGGGAUCCACUGCAGGUGAUGGACCUGAGCCGCAACCAGUUUCAUGGCCUCAUCUCUCAAGUACAUCACAGCUCCGUCUCCAGUUGGUCUUCUCUGGUUUAUCUUGACAUGUCGAUGAACGAACUCACCGGGUACUUCUUCCCUGGUCUGGAGGACUUGAGUUCACUAAGGCAUCUUAAUCUCGCAUUUAACAAGUUCUCUAGCCAGGAGUUUCAUCUCCUAGAAAUGCCAUCUUCUCUGGAGUACUUGAACUUGUCGAAAGCCAAUCUCACCGGCCAAAUUCCGCCUCGGAUCUCUCGGUUGCUUAACAUGAAGGUAUUGGACCUUUCCCGGAAUCAUAUUACCGGCAACAUACCUGAGCUAAGCACCAAGAACCUGCAAGGGAUAGAUCUUUCGGUGAACAAUCUCACAGGCGAAAUCCCAAAGUCCUUGCAGCAGAAGCUACCCGUGAUGGAAAAUUUCAACUUCUCCUACAACAACCUUACUUAUUGUGGUAUGAAAUUUUCACCUGAAACACUGGAAUCAUCAUUCAUCGGGUCACAGAGUGACUGCCCCAUUGCAGUUAACCCGGAUGGUAUUGGAUCUGUGGAUAACAAACACAAGGAUCUCAAGUUAGGAUUGGCUUUGGCUUUGGCUUUGUCACUGUUCUUUUUGUUAGCAGGGUUGAUCAGCCUCGCCCUGGCUCUUCGAAAGAGGACGCCAUCCUGGACAGUCAAGCAACCGUCAUACCGGGAGGAACAGAACAUUUCUGGUCCGUUCUACUUUCAGACGGAUUCGACAACUUGGGUUGCCGACGUCAAGCUUGCUACCUCUGUCCCUGUUGUCAUCUUCGAGAAGCCGUUACUGAACUUUACCUUUGCUGACCUCUUGAGCGCGACAUCCCAUUUCGACAGAGGAACCUUGUUGGCUGAAGGAAGGUAUGGACCUGUCUACCGAGGAUUUCUACCUGGAGGCAUUCAUAUAGCCAUGAAGGUUUUGGUUCAUGGAUCAAUGGUGACAGAUCAGGAAGCUGCGAAAGAGCUCGAGCGACUUGGUCAGAUCAAACACCCCAAUUUAGUGUCCUUAACCGGUUACUGUUUGGCUGGGGAUCAAAGGAUUGCUAUAUAUGAUUACAUGGAGAACGGAAACCUACAGAAUCUACUCCAUGAUUUACCACUGGGCCUGCAAUCGACCGAAGAUUGGACCAGUGAUACAUGGGAACAAGAUAAUGCUGGCAUACAGAGUAUUACCACUGAAGGAAUGACAACUUGGAGAUUCAGACACAAAAUUGCAAUAGGUGCUGCAAGGGCAUUGGCAUUUCUUCACCAUGGAUGUUUCCCUCCAAUAGUUCACAGAGAUGUGAAGGCAAGUAGCAUUUAUAUUGAUUCGGCGAUGGAGUCUAGGUUAGCUGACUUUGGAUUAUCAAGAAUAGUGGGGAAUAGCAUGGAGGGUGAUAUGUCGCGAGGAUCACCGGGUUACACUCCUCCGGAAUUCUCUGAGUUAGAAAACACGUUGGCAACUACAAAAACCGAUGUUUAUGGAUUUGGGGUUGUGCUGUUCGAGCUUAUUACAGGGAAGAAACCGAUCGGAGAUGAAUACUCCGAAGACAAGGAGAUUACUUUGGUCCAUUGGGCAAGGGAUCUGGUGAGGAGAAAUGAGUACUCGAGAUUGAUUGAUCCAAAGAUUCGUGAAACAGGACCAGAGAAACAAAUGGAGGAAGCACUAAGAAUUGCUUAUCUAUGCACAGCCGACUUGCCACCAAAGAGGCCAUCCAUGCACCAGAUUGUUGGUCUCCUCAAGGAUGUCGAACCUGUCACUAUUAUGCAUUGAAUCGUAGAAUUCAGUUCAGGUGUAUACUGGUCUUGAGCUAAUUCUUGGCCAAUAUGGUUCACAGUACAUCAUGCCAACAUAGUAAGAUGGAAAUGCUCAGGUCAUAUUCUCUUAACUUCUUAUAACUUGGUUUCUCUCUAAAACCACACGAAUUAGCUUCUGUGCCUGCCUUCAAAAUUUGUAGCAGAGCAACUUGCAGAGUUGCUGUAUUAUCUUUUGUAUCUUUUGCCAAUAUGGUUCAAAAUGCUGUUUUAAUGUCAAGUGUGAGCUGCUGACUAUUAAUCUUGACAUGGUUAGGUUGCAAUGCUGAUAGCUUUUGUUCAAUAAAUGUUCCUUUUCGGCACACAAGGUGUCAACA
Molecule: messenger RNA, 3428 nt
Organism: Musa acuminata subsp. malaccensis (wild Malaysian banana)
Lineage: Eukaryota; Viridiplantae; Streptophyta; Magnoliopsida; Zingiberales; Musaceae
Source: RefSeq, a predicted model, not a curated record